Messenger RNA from Lodderomyces jiufengensis, 891 nucleotides. It is a transcript of the gene AYR2, whose product is annotated as Ayr2p. Lineage: Eukaryota; Fungi; Ascomycota; Pichiomycetes; Serinales; Debaryomycetaceae. The transcript has a single exon. The record is from RefSeq and is a predicted model, not a curated record. Bases 1 to 891 code for a protein of 296 amino acids. Gene Ontology annotation, cellular component: endoplasmic reticulum; lipid droplet. Gene Ontology annotation, biological process: phosphatidic acid biosynthetic process; triglyceride catabolic process. Gene Ontology annotation, molecular function: triacylglycerol lipase activity; acylglycerone-phosphate reductase (NADP+) activity.
AUGUCAACUAAAUAUGCUCUUAUAACUGGAGCAUCUUCAGGUAUUGGAUAUAGUUUAGCAAUUGAAUUAUCAAAAAAAGGUUAUAAAGUUAUUGGUUGUUCACCUCAACAAUUUUUAUUUAGUCAAAAACCAUUAGAAAAAGAAUAUGGAAUAAUAUCAUUACCAUUAGAUAUAACAAAUAUUGAACAAAUUAAAUCUACUUUAGUCAAAGUUGAAGAAAUUACUGGAGGAAAAUUAUCAAUAUUAUAUAAUAAUGCAGGUAUAUCAAUAGCAGGUCCAGCAAUAGAAAUUGAUGAAGAUAAAUUAAAUAAAAUUUUCCAAGUUAAUGUUUUAGGACAAAUUAAUAUGACUAAAUAUUUUGCUCCAUUAGUUAUUAAUGCAAGAGGUACAAUUGUUUUUACUUCAUCUGUUGCUGCAAGAGUUCCUUUAUCUUGGGUUUCUGCUUAUAAUUCAACAAAAGCUGCUAUUGAUGCUUAUGCUUUAACUUUACAUGGAGAAAUGAAACCAUUUGGUGUAAGAGUUCAUAGUGUUAUUACUGGAGGUGUUGAUACUGCAAUUUGUGAUUCAAAUAAUUUAUCAACUUUAGAUGAAUCUUAUUAUAAUGUACCAGGUGUUUAUGAUUCAAUUAGAUCUUCUUCAAUGAUGAGUAGAGAAACUAAUAUUUCACCAAAUGAAUAUGCAAAACAAGUUGUUAAAGAUUUAAGAAAAUGGAUUGAUCCAGGUUUUAAUUUAUAUCAUGGUAAAAGAAGUUAUUUUUUACAUUGGAUUAGUAGAUAUUUACCUUUAUGGUUAGUUGAAACGGGAGUACAAAUUCAUUUUAAACAAUAUAAAGUUUUAAAAUAUAUUGCAAAUUUAGCUAAUCAAAAAAAAUUUGUUAAAAAAAAUGAAUAG